AUGCUCUCGGGCUCCCUCAAGAUCAAAUCGGACAAUGUUACUUAUGACUUGGAGGAUUCCGUCACUACCGCACUCAAGGAUGACGCUCGUCGUCAGCUUCGGUCCCAUCUUGAUAGCCUCCAGUCCAGUGAUCGCGCCUUUGGAGAGCUUGCCGUUCGCAUCAACGCUGUGGAGACGCCCCACGCUUUGGCCGACCUGUCAAGUCUUGCUUCUUCCCCCAGCCUUGAUGCAGUUGUCGUUCCCAAGGUGAAUAGCGCUGCGGACCUCACCUUCGUCGCCGAUGUCCUCAGGCAUGUUGCCCCACAGAGGCACACUGCUGGUUCCACAAACCCAAUCAAGAUUGUCGCCCUGAUAGAGUCUGCCAAAGCCAUCAUGCAUCUUCCCGAAAUCUGCAGGGCCACCCCUUUUCUCAGCGGUCUCAUCUUCGCCGCCGAAGAUUUUGCCCUCGACCUUUCCUUGACCAGAACUCCCUCCCUUAGAGAGUUUUUGUACGCUCGGUCAGCCAUAGUGACCGCAGCCCGGGCCUUCUCGCUUCCGAGCAGCAUCGAUCUCGUCUGCACAUCCUUUCGUGGUGAUGAAGGGCUCAGAGUGUUAGAAGAAGAAUGCCAGGACGGGAAAUCCCUAGGGUUCAACGGGAAGCAAUGUAUCCACCCUAGUCAGGUGGAUGUUGCCAACAGGCUGUUCUCGCCUUCUGAGAAGGAACUUGUGUGGGCCACGCGUGUGUUGGUCGCAGAUGAGAAGGCACAGAAGCAAGGCCGUGGGGCCUGGACUCUUGAUGGAAAGAUGAUCGAUGCUCCCGUCAUUGGUAAAGCUGCUGAUAUCGUCGAUAAGGCUAAGCGCUGUGGUAUUGACGUCGCUGCCACCCUCCAUGAAUGGAAAGAUCAGGAGCCCGAAUAA
This is a messenger RNA of Parascedosporium putredinis, 897 nucleotides long. The record is from the annotation of a GenBank genome assembly. Lineage: Eukaryota; Fungi; Ascomycota; Sordariomycetes; Microascales; Microascaceae.